Molecule: messenger RNA, 1122 nt
Organism: Melitaea cinxia (Glanville fritillary)
Lineage: Eukaryota; Metazoa; Arthropoda; Insecta; Lepidoptera; Nymphalidae
Product: carbonyl reductase [NADPH] 3-like
Exons: 2
Coding region: 1-843 (280 amino acids)
Molecular function (GO): carbonyl reductase (NADPH) activity
Source: RefSeq, a predicted model, not a curated record
AUGAGUGAGGAAAAAAUUGCUGUUGUAACGGGGGGAAAUAGGGGUCUCGGUUUUGACAUCGUCAAAGGUUUGUGUAAGGAAUUUAAAGGUUCUGUUUUAUUAACCUCGCGUGAGAAAAGUAGAGGUGAAAAAGCUUGUCAGGAACUUCAAAAACUAGGUUAUACGCCGCAGUAUCACCAACUCGAUGUCACCGACAAUGAUAGUAUUUUGAAAUUUUGUUCUUUGUUUAAAUCAAAAAAGAUUGAUUUAUUAGUUAACAACGCUGGAAUAUUGUUUUUAAAAGAUGCAAAAGAAUCUAUACAGUACCAAGCGGAACAAACUUUAUUCGUAAACUUUUUUGCUUUAGUUAACUUUACUGAAGCAAUUUUGCCUCUUAUAAACGAUAAUGGUACCAUUCUGAAUGUUUCGAGUUCAUCAGGCCAUUUGUCCAGGAUUCCUUCCGAGAAAUUAAGAAAAGAAAUAAGUGACCCUAAUAUUAAUUUAGCUAGUUUAAAGAGUUUGAUGCAUAAUUACAUAGAAUCUGUUAAGUUGAAUAAACAUAUUGCCGAUGGUUGGGGCGAUUCACCUUACGUGGUUUCCAAAGUCGGCUUAAAUGCCUACACUUUCAUGUUAAAUCGGAGACUUAGAGAAAGAGGUAUUUUAGUCAAUUGUAUUCAUCCUGGGUAUGUAAUGACUGAUAUGACCCGUGGUGCUGGAACAGUAAGUCCAGAGGAAGCUGCAAGGGUCGUAUUGAAAUUCGUCUUGAAUGCUAAAUCUGGAGGUUUAUAUGUAUGGUCCAAUGGUGAAAUAGUUCCAUGGGACGGACCUGAUCCACGCGGUUAUAUUGAUGGAAAACCUGUAUAGGAAAUCCCAUUUAACAUUCGUAGCAUUUCUUUUGUAUACCAAUAAUUUUGAAAAGUAUAUGUAAUACUCUUUUUUGUCACACAUUAGUGGUAAAUUAAAAUAAUACAUUUUUUGUAUAAUUAUCUUGUGAGAAACUUAUAUGCAAAAAUAAUGUGUUAUUGAUUAUUUGAUUGUUAUCUUUUACAAGUGUAAUGUUUCAAUUUGCUUAUUUAAUAUGCAAUCAAAACUAAAUAGGAAAUUUUAUUGAAAAUAUAUUUAAUUAUUAUUAGUUUUUUACUA